Messenger RNA from Paramuricea clavata, 2006 nucleotides. The record is from the annotation of a GenBank genome assembly. NCBI's taxonomy places the organism in Eukaryota, Metazoa, Cnidaria, Anthozoa, Malacalcyonacea, Plexauridae.
AUGAAAACCAUGAGAGACUACCACGAUCUCUACCUGGAGACUGACGUUCUUCUACUGGCUGAUGUGUUUGAGAACUUCAAGAGAACAUGUCUGGAAAGUUAUGAACUUGACCCCGCACAUUACGUGUCAGCACCUAGUUUGAGUUGGGACGCUUUCCUGAAAAAGUCAGGUGAAGAAAUAGAACUCGUAAGCGAUAUGGAUAUGUUUCAGUUCUUCGAGAAGGGUAUGAGAGGUGGUACAAGUUAUAUUGCUCAUAGACACUCAGCAGCUAAUAAUAAGUACAUGGAGACGUACGAUGAGUCGUCUGCGAACAAGUACCUAAUGUACCUCGACGCUAAUAAUUUAUAUGGCUGGGCGAUGUCACAACCACUACCUAAUGGAGAGUUCGAGUGGGUUGAGGAAGUUGACGGUAUGAAUAUAGACGAUUACUUGGGAGACAACGGAAGGGGAAUGGUUUUGGAGGUUGACCUGGAAUAUCCACAAGAACUUCACGACCUACACAACGGUUAUCCUCUAGCACCGGAGAGUAAGGAAAUCAGUGCUUCUAUGUUGUCAGAUUAUGCGAAGAGUAUUGCUGAGAAAUUCCAACUGACAAUUGGAGGAGUAAGAAAACUAGUGACUUCACUAGGCCCCAGGAAGAAGUACGUCUUACAUGUACGUAAUCUGAAACUGUACACAGACCUUGGGAUGAAACUCACGAAGGUUCAUAGAGCGGUUACAUUCAAGCAGUCUCCCUGGCUUAAGAACUAUAUAGACUUCAAUACGAAGAAAAGGUCUGCAGCCCGUAAUACAUUCGAAAAGAACUUCUUCAAGUUGAUGAACAACUCAAUCUACGGAAAGACUAUGGAGAAUCUUAGGAAAAGGGUUGAUGUGAAAUUAGUGUCCUCCAAAGACGACCUCCUAAAACUGACAGCAUCACCGUGCUUCCAGUCACAUCGAAUCAUGAAUCAGAAUCUUAUAGUGGUAAAAAGGAUGAAAGAAGUGCUAACGCUGAAUAAGCCGUGUUACGUAGGAAUGAGCAUCUUAGACUUAUCCAAGACUUUAAUGUACGAUUUCCACUACAACACCAUCACGAAGGAACACGGUAAUAGUUCGAGGUUACUGUUCACCGAUACUGACAGUCUGAUGUACGAACUGAAAACGGAUGAUGUCUAUGAGGACUUCAAGAGGAUUGGUGAAGAGCAAGACUGCUGGGAUAAUUCAGAUUACCCAAAAGAUAGCCCUUACUACUCAACCCACAACAAGAAGGUUAUAGGUAAGUUUAAGGAUGAAGCUGGAGGAGUACCCAUAAUUGAGUUUGUUGGGUUGAGGUCAAAAAUGUACUCCUAUGUCAAGGAAAACGGUGGGGGUGGAAUGACAGCCAAAGGGGUUAAAAAGUAUGUCAUCAGAAACAAACUCACUCAUGAGAACUUCAAGAAUGUAAUCAACACAAAGGGUAGGAUGAGACACAACAUGAACACAAUCAGGAGCACAAAGCAUACAAUUGGAACUUAUGAAAUGAGGAAGGUUACUCUGAGUUGCUUCGAUGAUAAAAGGUAUCUUUUGGAGGAUGGAGUUACCAGUUAUGCUUACGGUAACAAGAAUAUAAAAUAUAGUGACUGAGAAGUUCCCACAGAGUAGAAAGUAAUAAUCCUAAAAGGUAAAUAAGCAGGAAGGGCCCCCUGCCUUAUGUACCCCCAAGGAGAAAAUAAAAGUUGUCGAAGAGGCUUUGGAAUAGGAAAAUUGGACGAUAUUGGGAAUCUAGAGGUUUAAGGGUUCGGGAAUCCCUGAUAUUUUGAUAGAAGAGAACGGUGAAUAGUUGGAAUCUGAGUGUGACAACUAAAAUGGGUACUGUGGAGGUUGUAGGAAGUAUUAAUCAGUGCUCAGAACUAAUAUCUGACGGUUCUGUGGAGAGGGGUGUGUGUUACCUCAAGGGUAUUUCAAAAGUUGUCGAAGAGGCCUUGGAAUGGGAAAACUGGACGAUAUCGGAAAAGCUUAGAAUCAUACUAAAGUCUCAGCUGGACUAA